AUGACACGAAUAUCCAAGGAACAACCACAAGCACAUGCAAAGAAUCCACCUGAGAAAAGAAAAGGCGAUAUUCUAGAAAAGUUGGAUGAUGAGAUUCUCAACGUCAAUAAGCUACGAGACAGACUAAAGAAACAAACUACCGGCACCGGCACCAGUGACAAGCCAGUGGAAGAAUUUCUACAAGAAGAAGAAGGAGAAAAAGGAGGAGGAGAAGGAGGAGGAGGAGAAAAUGACCCCGCGCAGGCUACUACCGCCGCUGAAGAAAACUGGCAGAUUGCAUCGAAAUACUACAAGGACAUAGAUACAAAGGCAUUUCGACAAUACGAACUAGCAUGCGAUCGAGUCAAGCAAUUCUACGAAGAGCAGCACGAAAAGCAAACGGUGGCGUAUAACAUCCAAGCACGCAUAAACUUCAAGCUGAAGACGAGAGACAAGAUGACCGUGUGGGAAGGAUUGGAAAAGUUGAACAAGUUGCUCGAUGAUAGCGACCCCGAUACCGAGUUAUCGCAGAUUGACCACGCGCUACAGACAGCAGAGGCCAUCCGACGCGAUGGCAAGCCGCGCUGGUUUCAGCUCGUGGGUUUGAUUCACGAUUUGGGUAAGCUCUUGUAUUUUUUCGACUCAAAGGGCCAAUGGGAUGUCGUUGGCGACACGUUCCCUGUUGGGUGCAAGUUUUCCAAAAGGAUCAUCUUCUCGGAUAGCUUCACCAAGAACCCCGAUUUUUUGAACCCAUUGUAUAACAAAAAAUAUGGGAUAUAUCUGAAACAUUGUGGAUUGGACAAGGUCAUGUUGAGCUGGGGGCAUGACGAGUACAUGUACCAUGUGGCGAAACGGAGCUCCACGCUACCGCCGGAAGCACUCGCGAUGAUCCGGUACCAUUCUUUUUACCCGUGGCACCACGAGUUUGCAUACAGUUAUCUCAUGGAUGACCACGAUAAGGAGAUGUUGAAGGCGGUGAAAGUUUUCAACAAUUACGAUCUAUACUCCAAGAUUGACCAGCAAUACGACGUGGAAGAGUUGAAGCCAUACUACAUGGAUCUAAUCGAUGAAUUUUUUCCAGAUAAAAUAAUAGAAUUUUGA
Molecule: messenger RNA, 1080 nt
Organism: Lodderomyces beijingensis
Lineage: Eukaryota; Fungi; Ascomycota; Pichiomycetes; Serinales; Debaryomycetaceae
Source: the annotation of a GenBank genome assembly